Molecule: messenger RNA, 1793 nt
Organism: Linum tenue
Lineage: Eukaryota; Viridiplantae; Streptophyta; Magnoliopsida; Malpighiales; Linaceae
Source: the annotation of a GenBank genome assembly
GGAGGACAGGAAAAGAAGCAAUAAAUGGAAUACCCACUUUGAAAAAGACUCUUCCCUUUUAAUUAAUUGUUCUUCUCUCUAUUGUAUAAACCCAAACAUUAUAUUCUCCCAUCCUCUCUCUCCAUCUUCUUAGCUUCUCCUAUUCCUUUCUUGUCUUUCUAUACACAGAGCUUUUUCUUCUGCAGCUCUCUUGUGGAAAAUUUCCAUUCCAUGAACAUCAUUGAUCAUACCACAACACAAGCCACAAACUUCUGUUGUCUUCCUAGUUAGUCCCUUAAGUUAUACAAACUCUCUUUUCCAUCCCAAAUUGAGUUGGUGUCUAUUCUGUUCCCAGCCAAUUUAAUGGAAGUUUCCAGCAGAAGGAGGGCUCUGCUCAAAGUCAUCGUCCUUGGGGAUAGUGGGGUGGGGAAGACAUCCUUAAUGAAUCGGUAUCCACUCGUAAUUAUUUAUCGUAAUACCAUAUGCUUCGGUUAAUUAUAUUAACAUAAGAAAAUACAUAUGGGAACUUUUAAUUUAUUGGGGGUAGAUUAGCUUUCUGAGAGAUAUAUAUAUAUAUAAAUUUGAUCACCUUAGUUAUAUGCUAUAUCAUGUUUUCAUCUUGUCUUGUACCAUUCAAAAUGGGGCAUUGUUAUGUCUGGAGAAAAUUAGGCACAUUAUUGGGCCAUCUGGCUCCAAUUAUUUUUCCUCAUAUGCUGCUGGCUGGUGAUGGAUCACAUUCACAUGGCUUCUAUGAGUUGUCAUAAGCUUAAGGUGUUUGCUUGUAUUUAUCCAUUAUGUGUCUAGUUGGUGCCUUAGAAAUUAAUGCUUCAAAGUUCAAAGUCAAUGAAACUAGUUAUGAGAUUCCAAAUCCUAACUUUCUCCCUAAAACUUACCUUAAGUCGCAUGACCUCUUCGAUAUCUUCAACCAGUAUAGUGUCGUACGAAGAAGUGAAUGAAUGUUACGUGUUCCUUUACAAACCAACUAAGAUAUGUGUACAAGAAGUUCAACCAACAAUACAAAGCGACAAUCGGUGCUGAUUUUGUGACGAAAGAGCUUCAAGUAGAUGACAAAGAUGUCACUUUACAAAUAUGGGACACAGCUGGGCAAGAGAGGUUUCAGAGCCUUGGAUCGGCGUUUUACAGAGGAUCGGAUUGUUGUGUUCUUGUGUACGACGUUAAUGUGCUUAAAUCGUUCGAAACACUGACUAACUGGCAUGAUGAGUUCUUGAAACAGGUAGAUCCAGUACAUCCAGAUGUAUUCCCUUUUGUGUUACUCGGGAAUAAGAUUGACAUUGAUGGUGGAAACAGCAGAGUGGUUUCAGAAAAGAAAGCAAGAGAAUGGUGCAGUAGUAAGGGAGACAUUCCAUACUUCGAGACAUCAGCCAAAGAGGAUUACUAUGUAGAUGAUGCCUUCCAAUCCGUAGCCAAAGUUGCCCUUCAAACCGACCACCAACACGACAUUUACUACCAAGACAUAUCAGAAGCUGUUUCCGAAGUUGAUCAAAGAGGGAGUUGUGCAUGCUAUAACGUUCGACAAAUAUAUGAGCAUCUAAAAUUAGAUGAAAGCAUGAUUCAAACUACGUGAGUGUGAGAUCAACCAUUUGAGUCUCCUACGUACCAAAUUUCAUUUCUAGCGGUUAUAUGACUAUUUGGAGCUAAUUUUUUUCCCACUCUCUUUCUCUUCAUUGAUUCUAUUCAUCAGUGAGCCUAUACCUCAUUGGUGCCGUUGGGUAUAAUUUAGGUGUACAUCAGAAUUCAUUUACUUAUGGUAGCAAGAGAUUACUCUUGUUAUAUGGUGGUGAAGUUUUGUGACU